Messenger RNA from Closterium sp. NIES-65, 408 nucleotides. Lineage: Eukaryota; Viridiplantae; Streptophyta; Zygnematophyceae; Desmidiales; Closteriaceae. The record is from the annotation of a GenBank genome assembly.
AUGUGCUCACGGAGGUCGACCACGUCAAGCAGAGCACACCCUCGCAGCACCAAUGGCCCAGUCCUUCCUGUCCUUCUCUUUCCCGCUUGCCGUUCUCACCCUGUUCCGAUCACUGCCAUCCUUUCCCUCCCUCCUCCCCUCUCCCACCUGCAGGAUCCCAACAACCUGGAUGCCAAUGUGCUCACAGAAUUCGACCACGUCAAGCAGAACCUCGCUGCUCCAAAGGAAGGCGAAGGCGGUGCAGCAGCAUCGGGAGUGAAUGCAGCAGUGUCUGAGAGCAUUCAGCGCGUCCUGGCAGCCCUUCCCAAGAACGAUGGCGAGGAGCCUGGAGUCGGUUCAUCCAAGUCGACUCAAAAGUCACGUCUGUGCCUGGCCCUCCCCCCCACUUUUGAGUCGACUCAAAAGUAA